ACGCAUUCAGGUGUAUCUGGUAGGUAGGUAAGUGUCUACUGUUGAUUCUGCUCUCGACCUCAGCACUCAACACGUUACUCGCUUGAGUGUGUUCGUCCCUCGCAUCACCUUAGCUCUAGAAACGUCGAAUCGUUCUACUCUUUACCAGGACGACCGUUUACUCAGCACGCGUUGCCUUUACCCACACGCCCCUCGGCCCUGCUUGUCGGACAUAUCCCGACAGCCUGCAAAGCAGCAUUCAAUGGCGCCCCGUGCAUCGCUAAAGACUCUCGUGGGUCGACGCAGGCGGGCUGAUGGCGACGAGGAUGAGGAAUCUGUUACGGGCGUCGACGACUCACAGAGCGACGUCUCUGUUGCCAGUGACUUGGACAACACGGCCGAUGCCUUGGAUGAGGACGCUGACGCCAGCGAGUCCGGUGACACCGAAAGUACUGUACCCUUGCCAAUCGACUCCGACUUGACUCAGAAGACUGAGCGGACGCGCUCAAAGAAGUCUAAGGGCACAAAGAAGGGAAAGACACAUGCGAAUAUAAACGGAGAUCAACCGAACACCUCGUCACCAGUCGCUGGCGACUCUGCUGGGACUGAUGUGCUAGUUGUGGCAGCCGGCGCACCUAUCGUUUCGUCCGAAAGCGGUCCAGCCAGAAGAGGAGAGACGGUAGCGGAUCGUCGAAGGCGUGAACACGACGACUACAGGAAGAAGCGAGACACAGAUCCAACAUUCAUUCCCAACAGAGGCAACUUCUUCAUGCACGACGCUCGUACUUCAGAUCAACGAGGUUUCGCUUCCUACGGCCGUGGCAGGGCAGGGAGAGGGAAAGGAAUCCCUCAAGCUCCUAGCAGUCAUAUACCCCCAGCAGAGCGGACAGCAGAUGCUCCCUGGACACAUGAUCUCCAUGACACGAUCAAUGAACGUGGCGGUCCGCCUACUCGUCAGCGGCCAUCACAGAUACCCGUCAACAAUCACGAUACCACCUCUCGAGGCGCUCCUCCGGCUCAGCACAAGCCGCUGAACUUCUCCAAAACUACUCAGAUCGGUAGUGUGCAGAUACGUGUCUAUUUGCCUGAUAUGCCCGCUGCUGUUCCUUUUGCUGCCGUUCCCGUAAAUUCGCACACACGACUGCCCGACCACAGACCUCCUCUCCGCCGUGACAAACCAGUUCGCGUCUCUCUUCCUGACCACCCAGUUCGCUACGUUUUCCCGUCCGCCGAGCGCUCGUUCAUUUUCAUUCCCAGAGCACUGAGACCUAAUCAACAAGGAUUCGGCAAAGCAAGAGGUAGUUUCGGUGCAUACGGAGCUCCAUCUAGCAGACGACCUAGUCUUUACGGUGGAAGCGUAUAUUCGCAAGCCAUGUCCAUGAGCCGCAGGUCCUCACUGGCCCGUGAAGUGCCUAGAGACUCUGCAUUCUCUCCAACUGGCUCCUACACCGCUCGUGCCCCUCCAGGACCUGGUCGCCCCGUUGUUCGCCUACCUCAAGCUGGAUCCCAUCGAUCUUCCAAUCCUUCGCCUGCUGGCUCCGCUUACAGUCGAUCAUACCCUCAUUCCUAUCCUCGGCCUCAGACGCCAGCCGUCGAGCAUUGGGCUGAGCCAGACACUAUGUAUCAGCCUCGCCCGCAAAAGACCAUAUCCAUGACAGAUAUUGAGUCGCCCGCAGGACUUGCUCUUCACGCUCCACAGCAGCAAGAACAACAACCAUUCCAUAAUCAGCUGCCUCAGCACAUCACAGAAGGUAGUAUCAGCACUCAAUCGGCAAGUUCUGAUAUGGCACCACCUUACAUGUACCCUGGCGGCACGCCACUCUCCAACAUUCCGGAGAGGGCGAUUCAUGCACAACCAUUCCAGCCCCCUGUACCUAAUUAUUAUUCAUCUUACGCCUCCUCUGGAUACUAUUAUUCUGGACAAUCGACGCAAUAUGGCACCAUGCCUUCUUUCGCUUCAUCCACAGCUCAGCAAAGUUAUGCACCUCUCGAGCCGCCCAUGGCAGGUGACUCUCAGCAAAGUACCAUGGCGCAUGAGAGUAACGGCAUGGUCUUCUACACACAAAUGCCGCAAUAUGCAUCUCAGGAUGGUUACCUACAGCCACAGAACUAUACUGUUCAUGGCAUGGGUGGCAUGAUGACGCCGAGCCCGGAGGGUGCAUACUACUACGCAAACGCCGGUCCAAUGUACUAUUCGCAAGGCCAAUGAGCUCUUUGUUCUCAUUAGCAUGAUGAAAUAAUGCUGAAACCGUGGCCAAGGCCUGUUCGAAGACUUUACUUCAUAGCAUGGAAAGACAGCACGUUCACAAGGGCAAUUUGGCACACCCAACCACUCUUUUUCCUUCCCAGCUACAACCUACUCGUUCUGAUUCUUGGAUACAAUGAUUCACAGGCUUUCUUUGCCAUGCUCAGUCGGUCAGAGAGAGAGUAAUGUGUCAUGAUGUCAUGGUCUCCAGUACUGCGCGACAAGAUUAGCCUGCUCAUGCCGAAAGCUUGCUAGAAGCAUCUCCGGCUCUCGCAGGUGCCGUGCUUCUUUUGAGAAGAUUACUAGAGGUGAUAGAAUAGGCUGAAGAACUUAUACUUUUGCUUCUUGUGUUUUCUCUAUGGAUAGUUGGAUUGGUAGCCGCAGCAACGACAGAGACGUAGCAAGAAUCAAACAAAUACAGACUUCUCGACGCCACGAAAGAAGGCGACUCCAGAG
Aureobasidium subglaciale EXF-2481 is the source of this 2680-nucleotide messenger RNA. RefSeq lists its product as uncharacterized. The record is from RefSeq and is a predicted model, not a curated record. Gene Ontology annotation, cellular component: exon-exon junction complex. Gene Ontology annotation, biological process: mRNA processing. The coding region runs from base 242 to 2188 and encodes 648 amino acids. The transcript has 2 exons. Lineage: Eukaryota; Fungi; Ascomycota; Dothideomycetes; Dothideales; Saccotheciaceae. Gene Ontology annotation, molecular function: mRNA binding.